GUUAGAAAACACACAACCUGACAAACAUGUCCAUUAGAUACCCUAUGUUAUUAUUGUCCGAACUUCAGAGAUUUCAGUGAUGCUAGUAAACCGAAACGAAAAGAACAACCCCAGACAAGUAGGAACACCAGAACCAUCUGUACCCUGACUCCUCCCCUACGAGAAGGCUACAAUGGGAAACCAACAACUCCUCACUUGCAUGUUUCAAGCACACACACAAGAGGAUUCAAUGCGCAAAGGCGAGCAGCAGAUGGUAUUAAACCACCUCAUCCUUCCUCACUUGCACAGCCGCCGCACUAUUCCAUUUCCAUCCCCUCCUCCGCCGUACUCCGACCAGCUUCCCCUGUUGCCUCUCUUCAAUGCUACCCCAGCUCGAAUCCCCUCCAUGACACGCAGCUCAACACGUCGCGCUCCUCCGAUGCCACUCCACGUCCGCCCCACCCUCCUCCUCCUCCUCCUGGUCCUCCUCUUGGCCACCUCGCUUCCCGCCUCCUCGUCGGACCCCUCGUCAUGCGCAGGCCGCGACGACGCGGCCGCCAUCGCCGCCGCGUUCCGGCACGUGCGCAACUUCCGCCCGCCCCGCGUGAGGGCAUGCCAGCCGGUCCGGGAGCUACGCCUGCCGUCGCGGAACCUCACGGGCGCCGUCUCGUGGGCGGCGCUGGCCAACCUCUCCGCGCUCGCCGCGCUCGACCUCUCCGGGAACGCGCUCCAGGGCGCCAUCCCGGGCGGCUUCUGGCGCGCGCCGUCGCUCCGCGCGGUCGACGUCUCCCGCAACCAGCUCGGCGGCGCGCUCCGGGUGGAGCGCGCCCCGCGGCUCCUGUCGCUCAACGUGUCGCGCAACCGCUUCACCGGCGUCGAGGGCGUGGAAGCGCUCUCGGGGCUCGUCGCGCUUGACGUGUCGACCAAUAGGAUCCGGGCGGUGCCGCGGGGGCUGCGCCGGCUGGCGCGGGUGGAGCAGCUCGACCUGUCCGGGAACGCGAUGCAGGGGAGGUUCCCCGGCGACCUGCCGCCGCUCGGUGGGAUACGUUCGUUGAACCUCUCGUACAAUAAGUUCUCCGGCGUGGUCGAUUCCGGCACCGUCAAGAAGUUCGGCCACUCGGCGUUUGUCCACGCGGGGAAUGCGUCACUGGUGUUCUCGGAGAACUCGACGGCAACGCCGCGGCGUCCGUCGCCGUCGCCUCCUCAUGGGAAAAGAAAACAGGGCGGUUCCGGCGGGACGACGACGGAAAGGAAGGCGACGUGGAGGAGCAAGAGGGGGCGGCAUCUGAGCGUCGUGGCAGUGGCGGCGAUGUGCGGGGUGGCGUCCCUGGCCAUGCUGCUCUGCCUGGUCGGGUGCGUGGCGUGCGGCGUGCUGAGGAGCAGAAAGAAGGGAGGAGAAGGCGACGAGGAGAGGAAGAAGAAGCCGCAGUGGGGCGACGAGGACGAGGAGGAGGACGUGGUGAUGGCGGCGGCCAAGGGCGCGGCGGCGGCGCCGGUGGUGCUGUUCGAGCGGCCGCUGAUGCAGCUCACGCUGGCCGACCUGGCCGCGGCCACGUCCGGGUUCGGCCGCGAGUCGCAGCUCGCGGAGCGCGGCGGCCGCAGCGGCGCCGCGUACCGCGCCGUGCUCCCCGGCGACCUGCACGUCGUCGUGCGCGUCGUGGAGGGCGCCGUGGCCGGGCUCGGCGAGGACGACAACCCGGCGGCCGCGGCCACCGCGUUCCGGGAGCUCGCGCGCCUCCGGCACCCCAACAUUCUUCCACUCCUUGGCUACUGCAUUGCAGGCAAGGAGAAGCUGCUACUGUACGAGUACAUGGAGAAGGGCGACCUGCACCGGUGGCUGCACGAGCUGCCAGCGGGGCGGCCCGACAUGGACGACAUGGGCGGCGGCGACGCCUGGGAGGCGGCGGAGGACAGGCGGUCCGUCUCCGACUGGCCGACCCGGCACCGCAUCGCGCUCGGGGUCGCCCGGGGCCUCGCGUUCCUGCACCAGGGGUGGGCCGGGUCGGGGCCGGUGGUGCACGGCCACCUGGUCCCGACCAACGUCCUGCUCGGCGAGGACCUGGAGCCCCGGAUCUCGGACUUCGGGCACCCGUCCGCCGGCGGCGAGCACUCGUCGACGCCCGAGGGCGACGUGUACGCGUUCGGGGCGCUGGUGCUGGAGCUGGUGACGGGGCAGGCCGGGUGGGACGAGGCGUCCGUGAGCUGGGCGCGCGGCAUCAUCCGCGACGGCAAGGCGCUGGACAUCGUCGACCCGCGGGUCCGCGACGAGGCCGCGGCCGGGGCGGAGGCGGAGCGGGAGAUGGUGGAGUGCCUGCGGGUGGGGUACCUCUGCACGGCGCACUCGCCGGACAAGCGGCCGACGAUGCAGCAGGUCGUGGGGGUGCUCAAGGACAUCCGCGCCGCUCCCGCCACGCCCGGCGCCCAGACCCAGCCGGCGUGAAGGAAGCCGGGCACGGGCAGCCAGCCAUGGCUCCCGAUCGAGGAGGCGCAGACGCUGCCGCGUCAUCCAUGGAUCGCGAGCAGCUUUUCUGCUGCUGGUGCUGGUGGUCAUCCAUCCAGACCUCGUAGUCUGUACGAUGUGCAUGUAACAGUUUUCCUCGCCGGCGACAGUCCAUUUUCUUCCGUGUUGGCAUGUUGCAAGCUCGCAACGAACAGCAGCAGUCGUGGCAUUAAAUUGCAAGGCGCCAUGGCCAGACGAUGGGUCAUCACGCACUGACACUGUCGCCGCAAGCAGCACGAGCAAGCGCUGAUGAGUGGAUGACUGCCGCUCGCUAGCUGCUGCCUGGGCAGGCAGAGUGCACAGUAAUGAGUAGCGCAGGCUUUUGGCCACCGAGAUGUGCUGGACAAAGCACACGGAACCAACUGAUUUGGGCGUUAGCUAUGAGCAGAGAAUCCAAGGUUUUCAAAAUUUGUUUCGGUCUAUUGGGUUGGGGACCUCCUCGGUGAAUUUUGCGGAGCAUUUACCUUACACGACCAGAAAACAGACCAAAAUUUUCGUCCUCUGAAA
This is a messenger RNA of Panicum hallii, 2986 nucleotides long. Its product is annotated as calmodulin-binding receptor kinase CaMRLK-like. The coding region runs from base 173 to 2419 and encodes 748 amino acids. NCBI's taxonomy places the organism in Eukaryota, Viridiplantae, Streptophyta, Magnoliopsida, Poales, Poaceae. Gene Ontology annotation, molecular function: protein kinase activity; protein binding; ATP binding. The transcript has 2 exons. The record is from RefSeq and is a predicted model, not a curated record. Gene Ontology annotation, biological process: protein phosphorylation.